Messenger RNA from Panonychus citri (citrus red mite), 6330 nucleotides. RefSeq lists its product as uncharacterized. Gene Ontology annotation, biological process: DNA integration. Bases 853 to 6330 code for a protein of 1825 amino acids. Gene Ontology annotation, molecular function: nucleic acid binding. The record is from RefSeq and is a predicted model, not a curated record. The transcript has a single exon. NCBI's taxonomy places the organism in Eukaryota, Metazoa, Arthropoda, Arachnida, Trombidiformes, Tetranychidae.
GGGAAACGCUUCGAUUAUUCUUUUCCCCUCUUAAUCACUUUCUCUCUCCAUCAACAAUCAAUUAAUUAUUAUAUUUGUUUAUCCCGCUUCAAUCUCUGUAACCAAUCACAUGUUAUCUUACCUGCUUAAAUACCUUAAGCGUUUCCUUUUCCUACACAGUUGCUACAGUUGUCACAGUUAUUACCUAUUGUCCACUACUCUCAACUCACCUUCAUUAUUAUAAUUACCUUACCUUACGGGUUAUGUUAAUGAGACAAGUUCUCUAUCUCUCUCUACCUUUCAAUUCUCAAUCUCUCCAACUUCCGUUUCCCUCAAUUGAAUCUCUCAAAGUGUUACUUAAAUCAAUAAACAAUAUUUCCUUAAUAAUUGAUUGUCACUGAUUGACCUUGCUAAUUAGUAAAAGGGAUAUUAGGGUAAUCUACUCUAAACCCUUCUCACUGAUUCUAAGGCCUGCAGUUCGAUCAUAUCGGUGCAUUUUGUAAGGGUGCCUGUACCUCAUCCCCGUGAAUUAAUUAGACCUUACAAAUGGUGGAGAUUCCCUCAUUUACUUACGAGUAUUUACUUUAGAAAGUAGUGGCAAGCACUAUCUUUGCUAAAGGUCAUCGUGAAAAGUGUGUUCCUUUUACACGUGCUACUUAAAAUUUAGUGUGUCUCCCUAAGCUUUUUAGCGACAAUUCAGUUUCAAUCAACAAAGUGGAGCGUUUGUCCUCAACAUCGUCAUCAAUAGACUCAAAAAUUUAUUCAUCAUUACCAACAUCACUCUCUCUUCCAAAUCUCAGCACUUCAUUUAUCGAUUUCUUCAAUCGCAAUACGCAGUGUAACGUCCACGAUUGGACCUUCAAUCAAUCAAAAAUGUCUGAAUCAUCAAUUACUAUUGGCGACUACAUCAGCGAUGAAAAUAAUCGCCAACACCUUUGUGAAGUCUACGGACUUAAAUAUUCUGCCCAAGGCAAAGCCUACACCACCAAGGUCAUUCGCGAAGCGAUGACCACCCAAGCUUUUAUUUGUGGUUCCCUCUCUUCCUAUUCAUCACCCAUCGAUAAAAAUCUACCUUUCGACCCUAAAUUUCUCGAUUGCCCUGAAAUUCAUCAUAAAUUAAGAUCUUCCGGAAUUACUGAAGAAAAUCUUCGAAAGCUCAUCAAAGAAGAAGUCAUCGAUGAAGGUAAGAAUCUUUCUGAAGAUUAUUUGAAGGAACUUGAAUUCACUAGCAUGCAAAUUAAAAGGUAUUUUGAUUGUUUCUCUGAGAAAGAUGAUGAUCAAGGUGAAGUCAAUGACAUUGACAAUGACGAACCUAAUCAUUAUCAUUCUCCAACUCCAAACAAUAAGAGUAACAAAAACCAGCCAAUUAAUCAGACACCAAUUAAUUCAAAUCAAUUGUUUAACAAUUCUAUUUUUAAUCCUGCGUUUUUUCAACAAAUGUUCAGACCCAAUUCACCUUCAAUUCUUGAUGGAUUUAAAUUCAAAUCCGUCAUUGAAGAGUACAUUGAAAAAGGGUCACUGACUUUUUGCCAAUGGCUCAACAAAUUGGAGAGAAGAGUUUCCCUUCUUGAAUUAUCAGAUCAACUUGCGAUCAAAACUCUAUGUGCUCAGGUCACUGACGAUAUUCAUAAGGCUAUUGAUGAAAUUAUUAAGAAUAAUCCUAACAUUUCAUUUUCUAAUUUAGUUAAACGAGUAAGAGAAAGUUUCGUCGGCGAAAGAGAAGUAGCCGAAGCCACAGAAAAACUAUUCAAUAAGAAAUUCAUCAAAGGCACUAAUCCAAGUGAUUAUGUCUUCGAGCUCACUGAAGCUGCUAGAUUAGUUAUUCCGAAGAUUCCCGAUAAAGGAAUCAUCUUUCUUAUUCUUCAUUUGCUUCCAAAUGAAUUGAGUUUUUCAUUAAGGCACAAUUCGAAUGUAAACACUCUCGAUAAGUUAACUAAGUUCUUGAUUAUUUAUUCUAACAAGAUUAAGGAUAAUUCUUCUGAUGAGAAUUAUGUUCCCACUCCCAAUAAUAGACGACAGAAUCAAAACAAUAAUAACAAUAGGAGAUCAAACAAUUACAGUUCCAAUUCCAAUUCCAAUUUCACUCCCAACAAAGAUAACCGAUCAAAUCGAUCAAAUUCAUUUAAUUCUCCUAAUUCCCGAAAUAAAUCAACGUCGUCGAGUAAUGAUCAGAACAACUCAUCAUCACCAAAUAAUUCAAGACCGUCCAGAGGUCGAUCAUCAAAUUACAGAGGACGUGGAAGGUCAAAUAAUCAACAAUCAAGACCCUCCCAGCAACAAAAUAAUCAACAACAAUCCACAAAUUUUAACAACGCUCAAGAUUCAAACAACAGUAACACUAACAAUAAUAAUAGUAAUUAUUGUUCAUUUUGUACAACUUAUGGUCAUUCGACAGCAAAUUGUCAGGCUAAAAUAGCCGCUGAAACAACAAAUUGUAUGAUACAUUUAACUAAUAAUCAGAUCAACAUGAGACCGAGAGUAACAAUUAAAUUAGAUCACCCUGAUGUAGCUAAUAUCGACGCCCUUCUUGAUUCUGGCGCUGGUUCAACGUUCAUGAGAAAAGAUUUAGCUAUUCGUUUAAAGAUUCCUAUCUAUCAGAGUCACCAUGAAUUCUUAGGUUUAUCUGGAAGAAGUAAACCUGUGAGAGCGGUCGGUGUAACUCAGUUGGUUUUUCGAGUAGAAAAUCCUGAGAAAUUGGACCCAUUGCGAGUCUUUGUUCUUGAGGAAUUACCCUUAGAAAUGAUUCUAGGUAAAAAUUUCUGGUUCUGGUCAAACUCAGCACUGGAAGCUGAUCCUGUUCAGGGAUGGAAACCCACCAGAUCUGGGAAGCCACUCAAGGUUACCUUGAUGAUUCCCGGACCUGCUUGUUUCCAUCACCUCUUCACUACUCAAUUCCCAAAGAUUUAUGGUCCUGCCCGUAACUAUCCACCUCGCUGCAAUUUUAAUUCAUCACAGUCCACAUCUUCAGCCUCUCAAUCAAUUACAACCUCGAAUUCACCUUCAAAUACUUCUCAUUCAACUGUAAAUCAUCAACAAUUAAUUAAUCAUCAAUCAAUUAAUCAACAUCAAUCAUCCAAUAGCUACAAUCAACCUUCAACUUCUAGUCACAAUCAUCUUAAUCAUCCUAAUCAACUUAAUCAACAUUUUAAUUCCUCUUCAAGUCUUAAUCCAAAUUCUAAUUUAAAUUUUCCACUAUCAACAAAUUUUAAUCAAUCAACAAUUAAUCAACAAUCAAGCCAUUUUAAUCAACAUGAUAAUCAUGUCCUCCUCUCAGAUGAACAGUAUCUUCAUGAAAUUAAAAAAGCCAAAUUAGACACAAGACGAGACGAAUUUCCUCAGGAAAUUUCAGAUUUACAAUCAACCUUAAUUAAAGGCAUUUCAUCAAAUUUAAAUCAGCAUCAAAAAUCAUCAAUGAUUAAUUUUCUCAACAAAUUCAAAUCUGUUUUUUCUACGCAUAAAUACGACUUGGGUUGUAUACCUGCCGAAAUGGUAAACAUUAAAAUUGAUAUUGGCAAUCAUUCAAUUCCUAAAUGUAAUCCCUAUCGUCUUGGCCCCAAGAAACGAGAAAUCUUGGAUAAGAAAAUAAAAGAACUGAUGGAAAACAACAUCAUUGAACCGUCAAAUUCAUGUGGUGGUUCUCCCGCUUUUCUAGUAGAAAAACCCAAUGGGAAGGAUUAUCGUUUGGUAACUUCUUUUAAAGAAUUAAAUUCGAUCAUGAAAACUCGAUCAUAUCCAAUGCCUAACAUUGAUGAUCAUAUUCAGGCCCUUGCAGGUUAUGAAUAUUUUAUCACCAUUGAUUUCGCUCAAGGUUUUCACCAAAUUCAACUGAAUCCUUGCGAAAGAGAAAAAGUUGCUUUGGUAACUGAAAUGGGUAAAUUUCAAUACGUUCGCUUACCCAUGGGAUUAGCUGAUUCCCCUGCAUAUUUUCAACAAUUUGUAAAUUCUGUCUUUGGCGAUCUACUGUAUAAAGCUUGUCUAGCAUAUAUAGACGAUAUUGUGAUCUUUGGAAGAUCAUUCGAAGAGCUAAUCAAUAAUGCUGAUGCUGUAUUCACGAAAAUUAAAAAUAUUGGUUUAAAGGUUCAACCUGAUAAAUGUAAAUGGGGACAUAAGGAAGUCAAAUUCCUUGGACAUAUCAUCAGUGGUAAAACAGUUCGUCCUGAUCCAGAAAAGAUUCAGAGACUCAAAGAGUUCCAACCACCAAAAAAUGUCAAGGGACUUCAAAGUCAACUGGGACUUUUUAAUUAUUUAUCUAAAUUCAUCCCUAAUUAUUCAACUGUCGCUUCGAUUUUAUUUGAACUAUGUUCAAAAAAGAAUAAAGGAAAAUUCAAUUGGGAUAGAAAUCAUCAAAAGGCUUGGCAACACAUAAAAGAUUCAUUGAUAAAAGAUUGUUUGCUUUCGCAAUUUAAACCUGAAGCUCAACAUAAAUUGAUGGUUGAUGCUUCAUCAAUCGCUGUUGGUGGCAUUUUGCUACAAUUAGAAGAUAAUGAAUGGAGAGCAGUUUCAUAUUUUGGUCAGAAACUCGCUAAAUAUCAACUCGCUUACACGAUAACGGAAAAGGAAUGUUUGGCCGUCAUCGUCGCUGUUAAUAAGUAUUCACAUUAUCUCAGUGGAAAAAGUUUUACGAUCGUUUCCGAUCAUUGUGCACUUUGUGCUCUACCCAAAAUUAAUUUUAAAUGCGCUCGAUUGCAUCGAUGGGCCUCACUAAUGUCUCAAUACGACUACAAGAUCGAAUACAGUAAAGGAGAAACUCACCCAGCUGAUUGUUUCUCUCGAUCAAGUGAAUGGCGCCACAAGAAAAUUGGAGAAAUAAACGAGGAAGAUUAUUAUAAAUAUUUACUAUUCGCUUUUGAGGAUAACUGUCAUGUGAUGUGCAAUGAUUUGCAUCAAGCUCCUCAUCAUUUAACUCACAAUUAUAAUUGGAUGGAAAAAGAUGAUACAAUUAUAAAAAAUUUUGAUUGUGACGACAUUCAAAUGAUUAAUGAAGAAAAUAAAUAUCAAUGGAUUUUAUUUUCGAAACAAGUAGCUGAACAAAUUGGAGAGAAAUUAGGUCAACCAGAAAUUAUCGAUGACAAGUUAAUUUCUAAAUUUAUUGUUACUGGUGAUCAACUAAACAAACCCGAUAAUAAUGAGUUCGACAACUCAAAUGAGAUUAAAAAGCAUCAAUCUAAAGACAAUUAUAUUCGUGGUACUAUUCGUCAACUGUCAAAGGGUUAUUUAACUAAGCAUUUCGUAAUGAAACAUGGAAUUCUGCACAGGAAGUUGAAUAAUAACAAUUUGGUAAUUGUUCUUCCUGCAUCUCUACAAGAGAAAGUAUUCAGUGCAAUGCACACAGAAUCAAUUGGAGGUCAUUUUGGAGUUAAAUCGACAACCAAAAGAAUAAAAGAAUUAUUUUGGUUUCCUCAAAUGGAGGAAUGGAUCAAAUCAAAGAUCGACAAUUGUGAUGUUUGUUUAUCAUUUAAACAUCCAACAACUAAUAAUCAUCGACCUCACCAAAUGCCAAUUCCGCUUCAACCCUUAGAUCGAUUACAAAUCGAUAUCGUCGGGAAAUUUCAUCCCUCAUCUCAAAGAAAUGAGUAUCUUUUUACCGCUGUGGACUAUUUUACUAAAUUUGUAUUUGCUCAACCUACGAGAAAUCAAAAAGAAAAUGAUGCUAUCAAGUUCGUUAAAUAUAUAAUUCAGUUUAUCGGACAUCCGAAGAUUAUCCAAGUGGAUAACGGACCCUGUUUUAGAUCUAAUGGAUUUAAAGAGUUUUGUGAGCAACAAAAAAUUAAAUUACAAUUUACUACACCUUAUCGACCUCAAUCAAAUGGAUUAAUCGAAAGGUUAAAUGGGAUUCUUGGUAAUCGCAUCAACAUGUUUACUGUUAUUCCAAAGGAUUGGGAUAAAUGGAUAACAGAACAUGUUCUCAGCUAUAAUUCUGCUCACUCGGAGAAUUUACAAACUUCUCCCUAUUUCCUGUUGUUUGGUAAACUACCAAAUACUCCCCUGUUAAAUGAAUUGGAAAUUCAACCUACUCAAACUGCUAAAGAGGAACUACAACAAUUAAGAAAUGAUCAUUACCAACGAAUGGUUGGAAAUCAACAAAAUCGACUUGAUUUAACUGAUCCUAAACCUUUACCCUUUAAAGUAGGUGACAGAGUAAAAGUUUCUGUAAAGAUUCAGAACAAACUAAGAGGAAAGAAACUAACAGCACCUUAUAAAGGUGAUUAUAUUGUGAUUGAAGUUUACGAUUCUGCUGCUUUAAUUAUUGGUCAGAAAGGUCCAGCAAUUAAAGUUAAUUUUGAAAAUUUAAAAUUGGCAGGCGAUAGAAAUGAAAUUGAAGAUUUGACUGAUCAAUCAGCUGAUGUUUAG